Zophobas morio is the source of this 1626-nucleotide messenger RNA. RefSeq names its product putative inorganic phosphate cotransporter. The record is from RefSeq and is a predicted model, not a curated record. The coding region runs from base 182 to 1609 and encodes 475 amino acids. Gene Ontology annotation, biological process: monoatomic anion transport; transmembrane transport. NCBI's taxonomy places the organism in Eukaryota, Metazoa, Arthropoda, Insecta, Coleoptera, Tenebrionidae. Gene Ontology annotation, cellular component: membrane. Gene Ontology annotation, molecular function: transmembrane transporter activity. The transcript has 6 exons.
GCAUGUUAAGAUUAAUAAUGUCAUGAGUUGGUACCUUUACUUUCGCUCCGUCUAUUUUACGACACUUAGUGUAACCACAACUCCGAAAGCGAAAUCUUUAUUAGUUUAGGAAAUUGCCAAGGUGUUUAAUUGUUUGGUUGUUUUAAAACUGACUCGUAUUUAAUCGACUAAAAACCACAAAAUGCUCACCCUAAACGAAGAGGAAAAAUCCAAACUAAAGAACUGCUUUGGUACCCGCCAUCUGCAAUUCUUUCUACUAUUUAUCACCUUGUUGAUCGUGAACGGACAACGAACAUGUCUUUCGGUGGCCAUAAUAGCGAUGACAGAGAAAAUACCACCAGAACCGAGCAUAAUCACGUACCCACAGUGGACCAACACCGACACUAUCCUUUCGUCGUUCUUCUGGGGCUACCUUGCCACUCAAACAGUCGGUGGCCAACUGGGCGAACACUUUGGCCCUAAGUGGUUCCUAGUUGGUACUACCAUUCUAGGUUCAGUGUGCAACGUCCUCAUUCCAAUUCUGGCACAAAGUUGGGGAUCCACAGGAGUCAUUAUAUGUAGGGUAGUUCAAGGUCUGAGUCAAGGGUUCCUUCUCCCUUCCACCCACAUUUUGAUCAGUCGAUGGACCCCACUCUAUGAAAGAACCACCGUCACCAACGUGGUAUACUCAGGCAUGUCUCUAGGUGUAGUGACUUCUAUGAUGUUCACCGGUGCCAUAGCUGAGUCGAAAUUAGGGUGGCCACACGCCUUCUACAUUUUGGGGUUCGCUGGAAUCGCCUGUGGCAUCAUUUUGGGUUUUUUCGGAGUAAAUUCGCCCUCCCUACACAAGAACAUCUCCACAGAUGAACGAAACUACAUCGAAAGCAGCAACUCCGUCAGCCAAAAAGAGAAAGUACCAACACCAUGGAGGUCAAUCCUCACCUCGCUCCCCGUCUGGGCUAUCUUAGUAAGCUCCUGUGGCGAAAACUGGGGUACUUUUACCCUCCUUACCGAAAUCCCCAGCUUUUUGAGCAACAUAAUGAACUUCGACAUCAAUUCUAAUGGUCACUUGUCGGCGCUCCCCUACUUGGUCACGUUUUUUGUGAGUUUUGUGCCGCCACUCAUCGCGGAUCGGUUGAUUUCGUCCAAAACGCUGUCUAUUGGUACCACCCGGAAAAUUUUCAAUUCGAUUGGUAUGUUCGUACCAGGUUUGGCUUUGUUUGUUCUGGGUUUUGUUGAUGGUACGCAGAAAGUGACAGCCGUGGCGCUUCUGGUGGUGGCCGUUGCCGCUUCUAGUUUUCUGAAUGCGGGUGAGUUUGUCAACAUGAUAGAUGUGGCACCCAACCAUACUGGUACUAUUCUUGGGUUGACCAAUGGGAGCGGACAGUUGUUUUCGAUUUUGGCGCCAUUGACGGUGGGGUUCUUUGGAAACGAUAAGACUGAGCUUAUUCUAUGGAGGAAAGUGUUUUGGCUUACCACGGGGAUUUAUUUUUCUACUGGAUUAUUCUACGCGAUUUUUGCUUCAGGGGAAGUACAAACAUGGAACGAUUUGGAAAAUAAUAAUAGUGAAAGCAGAAAUGAAGACCGAGGGAAGGAAAAAGUGGAAGGUACUCGUGAUAUUGUAGAAUAAAAAAGUUUGAAAUUGUG